This is a messenger RNA of Phascolarctos cinereus (koala), 2281 nucleotides long. NCBI's taxonomy places the organism in Eukaryota, Metazoa, Chordata, Mammalia, Diprotodontia, Phascolarctidae. The record is from RefSeq and is a predicted model, not a curated record.
UAUAUGGGAAUAAAAGGUCUAUCUUACCAUUUUGAUCUAGCUAUAUGGUGAUUAUGCAUGACACAAUACAUAUUUGCAGGAAAGUACAAUGUUAGGUUUUUUCAACUGUAACUAUAACAAGAAUCACAGGAAACUUAAAAAUAGGCAUCUGUUUAACUUCAUUGCUCCUUUUUGCAUUAAGAAUCUAUAUGCUAUAUAGAGUAACUUGUCUAUUGUUAGUAAAGAAUAGAAAGAAAAUGCUGUAAUGAAUGAUUUCUAAAAACUGCUUGUUGUAUUCUGAAUAAAUGAGUCACUAGACAGGAGGUUAGAGAGAGAAUACUGUGUCUGUACUCGUUAAAAAAAAAGCUGUGUGUCACUAAUGAGAUAACACAUGUAAAGUCUUUGUAAAUCUUAAAGCACUAACAAAAUGAUCUAUUACUCCAAUUGUAAUCAUUAUUAGACAUAUUGGAAACUAACAAAACAAUACUUCUUUAGUAUGUUAGAGUUCAUCAGCUUUGGUGACCAUGAGAUGGAAGGCCAUUCCUGUGGUACUGCCUUUGAAAAUGUAACUGAAGCCAUCGCUAAUAGGGGACAUUUAAAUAAUAAUUUAAUUCCUCUGCUGCCUUUGGCCUCCCAUUCCUCAGUCAAGAAUAUGCAAUGUUCCCACCAAACUAUGAGUGUGCCCUAAAGAAAAGAGUACUGUUCUCUUGCUUCCAGCAUCCAGCAGACACAGAAAUCAGGCAGGUAUUAAGAAAAUGCAGUCCAAUGCAUUUGGGUAAGCAUUAAGAAAUCUGCUCUUCCCUUCAUUUCUCAAGGGAAAGAGGGAAUACACAACAGAGGCUCUAUUUCUCUGUGACUGAGUAAAAAACAAGGCAUCAAGAGAACACUAUCCAGAAAGACAGCAGGAAACGUGCCAUUCCCUUGGGAGCUCAUUUUGGAGAGAAAGAAAGAAAACCAAAUGCAGGUCUCCAAACUGACUUAGCUUGCUGGCAGCCGCACAUCAAGAAAAGUCUUAGCAGUGGCCCCACCACGCAAAAAAUUCUUUCUUAAACAAAGACUUGUCACAUCUUUCUAUGCUGGAAAAAAGACUUGUCUUGAACUUUUCAUACUGAGGAAAUGUGUGGCAUGGUGGAGGCAGCAGCAGAAGUGCUGCUGGUCCUGAGUAUGGCGUGGCGUUUGGAUGCUCUCUGUUCACCCGCUGUGUUUUACAAGGAUUGCUGGAUCCGACGCUUUCCAGGUUUCCUAAUUGACCUGGAGGAAUCUCAGAAGUUUGGAGCCCAGUUCCUAAAAUAUUACUCAGAAAGCACAGGCCAGAAGUGUGGGAGGAACUGUUGUCUUACAAAGGAUGCUCCCUGCAAUCUGGCUAUUUUCUUCCAUGAUCCCAUCCAUGACAAUGUCAACUGCCUUCAUGUUUACUGCCCUACCCUGGAGAGUUGCAUCUUACAGCCUAGGCAUAGUGCCACUCUGUACAACAUCACAGCAGGUAUUAAUCCAGAUUUGCUUGUUUUUCAAAAAUCAUCUAUCAAAGAUCCAAGUACACAUUCUUCAUUUAAUAGACAGAACAGGCUAACCAAUAUAAAGACUGCUAAUUUAGAAAAAUAUAUAACUACCAUGGUAAGCCCCAUGUUACUGUCAGUAGAGGCUCCAGCUUCAACCACAUAUCAAGAUCUGGUUUUAAAUACCAGCAAUACUAGUUUUUCCAAUGCCGCAACCACAGAGUCUUGGACGACAUCCAUUCCACUGAACGACUUAGUUACUACACAGAUAAAUAUGGCUUCACCCAGUCCUGAUCUCCUCAAUAGUCCAGGUAACAGGACAAUUUCUCCUGCAUUUAAGACUAUAGAAACAAAAAUACUUUCACGUAUGCCUGUUCCGCAGCAUCUCAACAGUAGCAAACAGCUAUUGAAUGAAACCAAAUGGUACAACAGCCAGAACUACACUUCUGAAAAUGAAGAAGAGAGGACUGUUGGGGAAUCUGUGGCUUCAAACAUGUGGCUGGUUCCUGUAGCACUCAGCAUAUCAAUCAUCCUCCUUUGCUCUUGUCUGGUCUUUCUUGCAUCAGGAUGCUGCCAAAAACAAGGACGUUAUAAGCCAGCCUACAAUGAAACACACAACUGAAAAGGGAAGGUUGUGACAACAGUUAAGGGUGCAGGGAUGAUAGAAAACUUUUAAAGUUGACUUCAUUGUCAAUAUUGGUAAAAUAUAAUGUGGGUUAGUAGAAAGAAGGUUGGAUCUGGAGUCAGUAAGAGCUGAAUUUGAAUCCUGCUUCACCUAUUUGCUAGGUGUGUGACCUUGGGUAAAU